Molecule: messenger RNA, 5844 nt
Organism: Candoia aspera
Lineage: Eukaryota; Metazoa; Chordata; Lepidosauria; Squamata; Candoiidae
Gene: VWDE
Product: von Willebrand factor D and EGF domains
Exons: 30
Coding region: 1-5643 (1880 amino acids)
Biological process (GO): anatomical structure development
Cellular component (GO): cell surface; extracellular region
Molecular function (GO): calcium ion binding; signaling receptor binding
Source: RefSeq, a predicted model, not a curated record
AUGAAUGGAGUGGUACUAUCCAGUUCUGAUCAGAAAUGUUUUGAAGCUUCUUCCAGAUGUGACAGUGGAAGUGCUGCAACUCCUAACUCUCAUGUGCAGAUUGCUAAGCAAGUUGGCAGUGUUGGCUCUCCAGAAUGCUUUCCAGAAGGACAUCGUAUUCUCCAUAAUGCCUAUCGCAGCAUAAGUUUUGAUUCUCUGGAAUUGCAGGAGAAAGCCAUUCAGGACAUGAUUUGUGAUCAUUCACUUCCACAAGGGUGGUACCGCUUCAUGAUUGAAAACAAGCCUGCAGAAAUGCCAACCAGGUGUAUAGAAAUGAACAAAUGUGGAACGCAAGCCCCAAUCUGGCUCUCACUUCAAACAGAUUCUCUCCCACACCAUGGAGAGAGAAAGGCAUUGACUGCCUGUGCAACCUGGCAAUUCUUUUCUGGAAGCACCAAAGAUUGUUGCCUCUUCCAAAUCCCCAUCUCAGUGAGACAUUGUGGGGAGUUCUUUGUUUAUCUCCUGCAACCUACUCAAGGGUGUAUGGGCUACUGUGCAGAAGUUGUUGAAGAAUCACAGCUCAACUCUUUCGAUCCCAAAAGAACUGAAUUAGAAGGCAUCGACCAAGGGAAAUUCCAGAUUCCAGUUUUACACCCAGUUGUUACUCCUGAGCUUUUGGGAUCCCAGGUCUACCUAAAAUGCACUUUCAGCUGUCCAACUUCAAAUUGGGCCAUGGGCUAUACAGUGAUCUGGUCACGGCUUUCUACAUCCAGUGUGAAAGAACAGCUUCAUCAUGACACAACUGUGCAGACAUUCUCCUAUGUGGAGAUGGAUGGAAUUAAUUUCAGAUUGGGAGAUACGGUCUUUUGCACUGUCACAGCUUUUAGGUGGGACUCACCUGAUCAUUACUCUCUCCGUGAAGAAAGCAAUGGAUUCUAUGCUGGAAUCAAGUUUGUGCCAGAGUCCUUACAAAUUGCAGAGGAUGGCAAGGAACAUAUUUUGACAAUCUUAAGCACCAUUCCCAUUACAUGUUUGGCCCAGGAUGACAUCUGUAAAAUUACUUUGCAGCUGAGUACUCAGCUUUCUGACAACUUGGUGGAAAGGACACCGAACAUAGCUCUUUCAACAUGCCAUGUGGAUCUGGAACAAAGACCCUGCAGAGAAAGCAGCUGCGCAAGAGCAUCGUUUGCUGUAAGAGCUGUGAAUGACUUUGUAGAAGAUGGAAACCUUGUCAGUUAUAUCACAGUAAAACCACUCCAGCCAAGGAAAUCUCUAUGGCAUGGUUAUAAGCCCAGGGAUGUCAAGGUCACAGUUCAAGACCUCCCUACAGGUUACUGCUACUCUUUCACAGAUCCACACAUUAUCACAUUUGAUGGAUGGCGUUACAGUAACUACAUGGUUGGAACUUUUGUCUUGUACAAGAGCCUUAGCCGUCUAUUUGAGGUGCAUGUACGUCGGUGGGACUGUGGCAGCCACCAUACCUCCAUUGCCUGUAACUGUGGUGUUGUUGCACUAGAAGAUAAUGAUAUUGUUGUGGUCGACAUGUGCAACAGGCAAUUUCUGGAAACCAAAUCUCAGUUGAUAAUACAAAACAUCAGAGGCGCAUCACAACAAAAUGUCAGAAUCAUGAAGUCCUAUGGAGGAAAAAAAAUCACUAUCUUGUUCCAUUCAGGAGCCUUUGUUCGAGCUGAUCUAAAUGACUGGGGAAUGAGUUUGACAGUAAGGGCACCGAGCAUUGAUUUUAACAGGACCAGAGGUUUAUGCGGCACUUUUGACAGAAAUAGUCAGAAUGACUUCCACAGGGCUGAUGGGAGCUCUUUACCUUCUCACCAGCAUAGCACAACUGAGGAAAAUUUCAUAGAAGCCUGGAGAAUAGCUCCAGGGAUGAGUUUGUUUGACAAAAUUCCAUCACUGUCAGAAUGGCAGAAAACAGAACAUUUCUGUUUAUGUCAGAAGGCUCCUGAAUCAUACUUGCAACCUUUAAAUACUCUGCAUACUUUUCAGAAUUCUUCCCCCCAAUCUUUGGAUUGCUUUGAUGAGAAAAUUUAUUACACUUCCAUAAUUCCAUAUCUAGAUGUCACAUCAGACUAUGUCAUUCACCUGCAAACAGAUUCUUCUUUAUUAGAUGAUGGGCAAAGUGUUCUCUUUGAAGACCUCCAAAGAGAAAAAAGGCAAGGCUCUUUGGAAUAUUUACCUAUUUCCUCUUUCCAAAGUCUAAGCCCAACUGACUUGAAAAGUUUCACAUAUCUUUUCCCAGAAGAUUAUUUUGAAGGGAAGCCACCUGAAGUUCAGACUACGUGGCCAACUCCAAGUGGCCUGACCUCAGCUGAAGUCUUAACAAAUUGCAAGACGUUUCUUGAAAAUUCUUCCAUUGGCUCAGCUUGCAAAGGGUUUCUUGGCACCCAAUUCGAUGUGGCCAUUGAAAUGUGUCUUUCAGACAUACAGAUUAAGGAUGAUAUCAAAUGGGGAGAAUUACUUAUUCCAUUUUUGGAAAACGACUGUGAAAAAAAAGUCCUCUUAGAAAAUGGAACUGAGUCUUUUCAUUCAACACAUGAGAUACCUGCCAUACAUCACAAAAUCGCCACAGUGCUCAGAUGUCCCAACCUCUGUAAUGGCCAUGGACAGUGUACUAUAAGGGGGUGUCAGUGCUUUGAAGGCUACAGCACCUAUGACUGUAGAAUUGCCAAAGAGCAUUCUGUGGAGAUUACAGAUCUACUCAAUGGUGGCUUCUGUGAUGUAAGAGUUUCCAACUGCAGCAAAAUCCAAGUGCUUGGACUUGGCUUUAACAACUCGCCUGAUCUUCACUGUGAAGUCACCAGACUGACUUAUCACAAUAGUGAAUGGAUAGCCAGAAAACAGGAAAUCACAAAAGCAACGUUUUUGAAUCUGACAGUGGUGGAAUGCUCGAUCCCUGUUCUGAACGACACAGGAACAGAAACUCUUCAUUUCAAGAUUGAUCUCGAACCAUGUGCAAGAUGGCAAGUGAAAAUAUCUAAUGAUGGAUUCCAGUACAGUAAUUCAAAAGUUCUGACCUUGUAUGAUGGAGUCUGCCAGGAUUGCAAAUUCCAUCAAAAUGGGCUUUGCAAAUUAAAGGAAAACACAUGCAAAAUAGAUGGAUUGUGCUAUGCAAAGGGUGAUGCAAGUCUCACCAGCUCUUGUCUACUUUGCGAGCCAUCAGUUUCUAAAUUUACUUGGUCUAUCAAUGAAUAUAACUUGCCGCCUGUGUUUCUGGCCCCAUCCAAUCAGCUUCUAACGUUUGCAGGAGAGACUUUUGUUUAUCAGCUGCAAGCUGUGGAUCCUGAGAGAUCGGCAGUGCUGUUUGCCUUAGAAGCUGGCCCUCCAGAAGCCUCUCUCUCUCCUGCUGGCCUUCUCAUAUGGAAUGUCCUUCCUGGAGAAGCAACGAGUUUCGAAUUCACUGUGUCUGAUGAAUGCAAUGCACAAAGCAGACACUCGGUGCAGGUUUCAGUAAAGCCUUGUGGCUGCUUGAAUGGUGGAAUUUGCAUCACCAACAUUAACUUCCCUCCAGGUGUUGGUGAGUACCUGUGUAUGUGUCCCAGUGAAUUUGAAGGGGAACAUUGCCAAAACAGCCACAAUCAUUGCAAAUCAAACCCAUGUGGAAUUGGUUCUUGUAUUGCUGGAAUAGACAGCUACAAGUGCAAAUGUCCGGCAGGUUGGAAAGGGCUUACUUGUCAAGAGGAUAUAAAUGAAUGUGAAGCAAAUGCUUGUUUUCCUGGUGUAUCUUGCACAAAUACCAUGGGGUCUUUUGACUGUGGCAACUGCCCUGUUGGGAUGAAGGGUGAUGGUAGAAAAUGCGAGUCUGAAGACCUUGCUGACAGAAUAGAAGCUUUCAUUACCAAUAAUCAUAAAAUCAAAGGUGAAUGGAAAAAGAGUGAAAGUAAACAGCUUGAGAAAGGCCAGGAAGCAAGGACAUUGUCGGCACUUAUGUAUGUUAAUGCCAGCAAGGUCCAUGGUCAUGCAGGAUUUCUACCAACUCUUACUAACUGUGCUAAUAGACCUUGUUUUCCUGGAGUAUUGUGUGUGGACCGCAAACCUCCAAAGAUUGGAUACUUCUGUGGCCGAUGUCCAACAGGUCUCUAUGGGAAUGGACGAAUCUGCACAAAAGCAUCUAGACCAGUGUCAAGUUCUGCCAAAGGUUUGCCUGAUGUAACUGUGGAAGUCCCUGGGGAAGCCAACAUCUCCUUUGCCCAAGGUGGCAUAAAGAAUUUACAAGAUAGUGAUUCUACAUCUUCACAAGAUCGUAUUCCAGAACUAGAAACAACUUUUCAUACAGCAAGAUAUCCCUUAACUAUUGAUACUCAAACACCACUCAAAGAAAGAAUGGAGCCUCUGUCUCCUAUAUCAUCUAUGAAAAAAGCUUUUCCAUUGAUCAAAGCAAAAAAUGGCACCCACAGAGUCCUUCUUCAUCAAAAAAGUAAAGCAGGAGCUGCUGAAAUCCUCCCAGACUACAAAGUGCAUUUUCAAACAAAUAUCAUAAGGAAUGCCUCCCCUCAAGAAGACAUGGAUGCCAGGCUACUAACUGCAAGGCCACAUGCUAUUCGGCAGAGCCAUACCUCAAUUGAUGUGACAUCUUCUGGAAAACAACCUCUUGGGACUUCAGCUACACAGACUAGUUCUGAUCAUGGUUUCAAAGCAAAGUAUUUGAGACUAUCUGUGUCGACAACACCAUUGAUGUCUUCUUUCCAUUGGAAAAGAUCAUUUUCUGAUAAUGUAAAUCGACGUAGCCAGGCAGUAGGGAGUUCCGUGCAGUCAAAUAUUCCAGGAAGGACUGCUUUAUUCAGAAAGCCCUAUGCCUCAGAUGUAAACCAUUUGGCAAUUGAAUGGAGACCACUGAAUAGGAAAGUAACCUGUGCAAAUAUGCCAUGUUUCCAUGGUAUGCCCUGUGAAUCAACAAAGGAUAAGGCAUUCAAAUGUGGACCCUGUCCCUUCGGAUACAGCGGUGAUGGAAUACAAUGUUAUGCACUUUGUGAUCCACCAUGUGAAAAUGGAGGGACCUGUAUCAAUCAAAAUAUCUGUUCCUGUGCAUAUGGAUUUGUUGGUUCAAGAUGUGAAACAUUGGUUUGUAAUAGGCAUUGUCACAAUGGUGGGAGUUGUGUGGCACCAGAUGAAUGUCAAUGCAAGCCUGGAUGGAGCAGUCCUUUAUGUGAAACAGCCAUUUGUAAACCUGUUUGCCUAAAUGGUGGGACCUGUAUUCGCCCAAAUAUAUGUGCUUGCCCAUUCGGUUUCUUCGGGCUUCAGUGUCAAUCUGCAUUCUGCAACCCUCCUUGUAAGAACAAUGGGCUGUGUAUGAGGAACAAUCUGUGCUCCUGUAUGGAGGGUUAUGUUGGAAGAAGAUGUCAGAAAAGUAUCUGCAAUCCAAUGUGUAUGCAUGGUGGGAGAUGCAGCAGGCCCAAUGUUUGUGACUGUCCAUUUGGCUGGAAAGGAAAGCGUUGUAGUAUACCUUUGUGUCUACCCAGCUGCAUGAAUGGAGGUGAAUGUAUAGGACCUAAUGUUUGUCAAUGCUCAGGAGGAUGGGCAGGCCUCCUAUGCCAGAUUCCUCUUUGUGAACCAAAAUGCCUGUUUGGAGGCAGAUGCAUCCAGCCAAAUGUCUGUGCUUGUAGAAGUGGAUAUGGUGGUUCUGACUGUGGAAAGAAGCUCUCCAUAUGAUGACGAAAACAACAGGACAGUGAAGAUACACAUUUUGAUGCUAUUGUGAAACUUUUUUUUUUUAAAGAUUGGCUGAGAGCACACUGCAAAGGACUGGUAAAUUUCUCAUGCCUCCUACUGCUUCCAAGCACUAAGUUCUGUCGAGAAAUUACUGAUUUCAGAGCAUACUCCAGAAGCUUUAGCAAGUUGCUGGUGUCACAC